Molecule: messenger RNA, 1347 nt
Organism: Eupeodes corollae
Lineage: Eukaryota; Metazoa; Arthropoda; Insecta; Diptera; Syrphidae
Gene: kraken
Product: probable serine hydrolase
Exons: 3
Coding region: 229-1176 (315 amino acids)
Source: RefSeq, a predicted model, not a curated record
AAUUACUCAUCUUCCGACUCGCAAUACAAAAAGAAAUGUUUUCUAAAUUCUGACCUUCAUUUUUGCGGAUUGUUGUAAUUCAAUUUUUUCCUCAAUCGCAAAGGUGUUUCAUCUUGGAUAUGGUGGUCAGUUAAGCCAAAGUAUAAUUCAUCCAAUUAAGCACCACAUAGCAACAAAUUCUUAUUAUUUUGACUCUACAAAAGGCAUCAUCACCAAACCAAUUGGAAAAUGCACAACAAUAGUAACGCAAGUGGUAGUUUAGGACAAAAUGGCCACGUACCACGAACAGAAUAUUCAUGGGAAGAAGUAAGCAUUGAAGUGCCAUGGGGAACUGUACAAGGUAAAUGGUGGGGUAGUCGUGAUAAACAACCCAUUUUGGCACUUCAUGGGUGGCAAGAUAAUGCCGGAACUUUUGACAGACUCUGUCCCAUACUCGAUCCAUCUUAUCCAGUGUUUUGCAUCGAUCUGCCUGGUCACGGAAAGUCAACGCCUUAUCCCCCAGGAAUGCAGUAUUAUCUCUUUUGGGAUGGCAUCACAUUAAUUCGAAGAAUCGUGAAAAAAUUCGGUUGGAGUAAAAUGAUUCUGAUGGGUCAUUCGUUGGGUGGUGCUCUGACCUUUAUGUAUGCCUCUGCAUUCCCUGAUGACGUUAGCAAGCUAAUAAACAUCGAUAUUGCUGGCCCAACAGUUAGAGAUUUGAAAAAACAGGCUGACAUAACCGGGUUAGGCAUUGAUAAGUUCCUCGAAUAUGAAAAUCUGCCGGAGUCGAAAAUUCCCUGCUACAACUACAACGAUAUGAUCCAGCUAGUUCUGGAUGCAUAUAGUGGUUCGGUAGAUGAGGAAGGUGCAAAGAUUUUGAUGAAGCGAGGAAUGCGUCCGGCCUUGAAUUCCAAAGGUUUUCACUUUGCCAGAGAUGUUCGAUUGAAAGUCAGUUCUUUGGCUAUGUUCAAUGCAGAUCAAGUACUGGCAUUUGCUUCUCGUAUCAAAUGCAAAGUGUUGAAUCUUCGAGCUGAUCCAGGGAUGAACUUUGAGAAUCCCCAGAUGUAUGAACGUGUUAUAGAAGCUAUGCGUGAGAGUGCGCAGAUGGUUAUCUAUAAAAAAGUACCUGGAACACAUCAUGUUCACUUAGUAACACCGCAGGCGGUAUCUGGUGAAAUAAAUGAAUUUUUAAAAAUAUAAAUUACAAUCUAUUCCUACUAUCCAAAGAUAGUAGGUAAUAACAGUGUGUCUUGGAGGAUAUAAGUUGGGAUUUUGAGAGGCUUCAGUGAGUUUAGUGUGUAAAUAAAAAAAUUAAUUUGGUGAUAAAAAUAAGGAACAAAACUAAAAAAUAAAAUCGAACAAAUCAAAGAA